Molecule: messenger RNA, 1005 nt
Organism: Lindgomyces ingoldianus
Lineage: Eukaryota; Fungi; Ascomycota; Dothideomycetes; Pleosporales; Lindgomycetaceae
Exons: 8
Coding region: 1-1005 (334 amino acids)
Source: RefSeq, a predicted model, not a curated record
AUGGCACUAUUUCAAGUUGAAAUCAAAUCUUCUGAAGCCUCGGAAUCCCUAUAUCUUUCAAGUGUAUUCUGCACCUCGAUUUCCUGCCUAAUAGGCCAGAGCUUGGUCUUUAUCCAGGGCCCAUUUAUCAAUAUAGCAAAAUCAUGUCCAAGUUCAAAGUUAGAGCUGUCAAGCGCAAUAUCACGUGACCUGCGGCUCUUGGGGGCCCUCCAACACUCGAAUAAAAUCUUAAAUAUAACCGCAACCACAACCGAGACAACAAUGAUGGAAUGCCCCUCCGUUGGCGUACCUUUCUACGAUACGACUAUACGAGACCAAAGUCCCCGAGUAGCCUAUCGCGACCAUUCGGCUCUCAUUUCACGAAUACGAGAGAUUUUGAUCCGCGAUGGUGGGACUUUUUUCGCACUUGUAGCGAUGUUCGGCGCUGGAUUACGGAGAAAUGCUCCUGAGUACUCGCUUGAGAGGCCGCCUGAACGAUCUUCUGAGAAACUGGGCAGACUCUUGGCCAGGGGCGAUGAAGACGUAUAUACCGGAAAAAGGACGACUUGCGUUAUCAAGAGUCAAGAGCUCACUCCAGCAUCCGCACCACCACUCCUUCGCCCCAACAUCCGUACCACAGCUUUGUGCCUCCGCAAAACUGCCAAAUGCAGCGCUAUCAGCGCCGUAUUAUCCUUUGCCUCGAGGUCUACUCCAUUGCCAACUAGCACCUGGACCACCACCACGUGCCCAUAUGACGCUACCAUCGGGCAAUUAUUUUCCUUCGCCUUAACGCCGGCGCUGCCAUCGACCAACUCCGGCACUACUACCUGCACCCUUCUGAAGCCACUAGGUACAUCCCUGUGCACCCAAUAUUGUCUUCGACUUAGCGCCCGUUUUGCCGCCAAGGCCGUUAGCCCAUUAAUAUUCUUCCACUUGGAGACCGCUCCGUGGUCAACUAGCACUUGCACUACCGCCUCUCGUGCUUUUCCAAGGCUGGUACAGGCAGCGCUGUCCACCCUCCAUUGA